Molecule: messenger RNA, 1010 nt
Organism: Girardinichthys multiradiatus
Lineage: Eukaryota; Metazoa; Chordata; Actinopteri; Cyprinodontiformes; Goodeidae
Product: zinc metalloproteinase nas-4
Exons: 9
Coding region: 105-869 (254 amino acids)
Biological process (GO): proteolysis
Molecular function (GO): metalloendopeptidase activity; zinc ion binding
Source: RefSeq, a predicted model, not a curated record
UAAAAGGAAGUGGAUCUAAGGCUCUUUUGAAGAAGGUUGCAGGUCCCAGCUUAUUUCACUUCAUGUGAUAACAUUGGGAGUGGUGCUGGAAGCUUUAGAGGAACAUGCUGCUUCUGAUCUUCCUAGUGGCACUAGUGUUUGCUGAAUAUGGGGAAAAUGUGCCUUUGAUUGAUAUCCAAACAUUACAAAACCUGACCUAUCAUCCAGAGACAUUAGAAGAGCUCCUGUCUGACCAAAAUACAUUGGAUGAGGGAGACCUGCUGAUGUUGAAGGACAGGAACGCAGUGGGACCUUUUUGGCCAACCACAGACUUGCCAUAUGAUGUCCAACCAGAUAUAAACCAUAGAAUGAACCAUAUCAUUGCUGCCAUGAAGAUGGUGUCUGAACAUACCUGUAUAACUUUCCACAGACGAAACCCCUCUGAGAAAAACUAUGUGCUCUUCCAGACUGGCAAUGGUUGUGCUUCACACGUGGGCUUCAUCGGGGGCCAGCAGCAUGUGUAUGUUGCACCAUCUUGCAGUGUGGGCAACAUUGCUCAUGAGAUCCUUCACACUCUUGGGUUCCAACAUGAACACACCAGGUUGGACCGGGACAAGUUUAUCAAUGUUGUCCAGAGUAAUAUCAUCCCAGGGAUGGAGAAAAACUUCAGAAAGCUUGAUGGGCAAACAUUUAAUAUUCCAUAUGACUACACUUCGAUAAUGCACUAUGGACGGGGCUUUUUUUCCUCAAACGGAGAGCCCACCAUCAUCCCAAAGAAAGACGUAAAGGACAUGGGACAGAGAGAUAGACUGGCGAAGACAGACAUAAAAAAGGUUAUACUUCUCUACAACUGUGAUUCUAUAAUAUCAAAUACCACAGCGAAAAGCUGAAUGACCUUUUUUCUCCUCUUGCCUCCUGGAGCACCUGAACUAAACCAUCAGAGGGGGUGGUGACACCAGCAGAGUACAGAACCUUAACUGAUCUUAAUUGCCUUUUUCUUAAUUCAAAAUAAAAAACAAUUGCAACCUGAA